This is a messenger RNA of Fusarium graminearum PH-1, 1038 nucleotides long. RefSeq lists its product as uncharacterized. Lineage: Eukaryota; Fungi; Ascomycota; Sordariomycetes; Hypocreales; Nectriaceae. Gene Ontology annotation, cellular component: nucleus. Bases 1 to 1038 code for a protein of 345 amino acids. The record is from RefSeq and is a predicted model, not a curated record. The transcript has a single exon.
AUGAGUUGCACAUGUCGAGCGACACCCUUGAAAAUAUUCGUCCAGGGACUAUCUCAAGUUCACAGAUUUGAGGCUUCCCCCUCGCUUGUUCGCCUUCCAAUUCGUACCCGACCGGCACUUCAACAGAACAAUUUCGCUUUUGCACGACAGGCCCGAUCCCUACACUUUUCGAAAAAUCUCUGUCAAGAUGCUUCCGGCGCAGAAGCUGCUAAAGGAACUGAGACGGCGGACGACAACUCUCACAGAAAUAUAAACGAUACAUCUCGAGUGGGAGAAGAACAAUCUAUCGCCACAGUCGAGGCUCCGGAUACCUGGAAAGCUACACCAAGCCUUAGCGAAAAAGCCCCAAAACGAAGAGAAUACAAACUAGACAAAAAAUCACGGACAGCAUACAACCGAGGAGAGAAUAAUUUCAAUGCUUCAGGCACUUUCAAUGCAUUUGACAAAACGACAGAACCCAGGAAACCACGUAUUAAAGGCCCCUCCUCCAAUCAACCACAAUCUGGAGCCGCCUACUGGAAGGCCCAGAAAGCAGCUCUUAAGGAAAAGUUCCCCGAGGGCUGGAGACCGCGAAAGCGUCUCUCACCCGACGCACUGGCUGGUAUCCGAGCCCUCAACGCCCAAUUCCCUGACGUCUACACAACAGAGGCACUCGCAGAGAAGUUUGAGGUGGCGGCAGAGGCCAUUCGUCGUAUCUUGAAGAGCAAAUGGGUGCCCAAUUCUGUUGAGGAGGAAUCACGACAGGAGCGUUGGUUCCGUCGCGGAAAGGACGUUUGGGAGUCGCGAGCUGCGCUGGGUAUUAAGCCUCCACAGAAGUGGCGGCGCGAGGGCAUUGCGCGAGAUCCUAGUUACCAUGACUGGAGGAAGGAGGCGGUCCAGAGGAACAGGACUCUGGCUGAAAAGGACGAUUGGGAUAUCAAGCGAAGUUACAGUCCUCGGGCCAAGCGCACUUCUGCCCCCGGGGGUACUUAUACCUCGCGGGUUGCACGAGAGAGGAAAGACACUUAUACUCCCCGAUCAGGAGGACGAGAUGCUUAA